Molecule: messenger RNA, 1463 nt
Organism: Micropterus salmoides (largemouth bass)
Lineage: Eukaryota; Metazoa; Chordata; Actinopteri; Centrarchiformes; Centrarchidae
Exons: 6
Coding region: 102-1127 (341 amino acids)
Biological process (GO): response to bacterium
Source: RefSeq, a predicted model, not a curated record
GCUGUGUAUUUGUUUCCUCCCACUUGAUAUGGUUACAUUACUGUGAAUCAUCUUAUAAUGCUUUCUAAUUUAACUGCAGUCUCAAGUGGAAUAACCUGAAAAUGCUGAUUAUAUUUUAUUUACUGCUGAUGUUCAGAGUUGGGCGAUGCACAGAUGAUCCUAUCUUUGAGACAAAGAUCGUUGCUGUUGGAGAUUAUGUGAAACUGACAUGUACCCGCAAAGGUACAGGAAGCAUGUUUUGGAUCAGGCUUGUUUCAGGAAACUUUCCUGAAGUCGUAGGAAAAACAUUUAGCUUUGAGGGUGUUGAGCGUCACAUUAAAACCAAAGAAGAGCCUGGAACAUUUGUUCUGCAUAUCACAGAAGCAAAGCUAAGUGAUACUGCAGUUUACGUCUGUAUGAAAAUACAUCAGCAAAACUUUACAUUUUUGAAUGGAACAGACCUGAAAGUUGAAGAAUCUGAUAUCACUGCAGUCCCUCCAUCUGAUCCAGUCCGUUCAGGAGACUCGGUGACUCUGCAGUGUUCAGUCCUCUCUGACUCUGAGAACAAAACAUGUCCAGGAGAACUCAGUGUGUGUUGUUUUAGAGAUGGAUCACAUCAGUCUUAUCCAAGUUUUAAUUAUAGUCAAGGAAAUAGUGUUGACGACAGUGAGGGAUUCUCAACAAAGAAGUGUUUCUACAGCAAGAACAUCUUUAAAAACGUCAGCUCCUCUGAUGCUGGAAUUUAUUACUGUGCUGUGGCCACAUGUGGGGACAUAUUUUGUGGAAACAGAUCAAAACCCGAAACUGAAGCAAUCAACAUGAGGGAUUUGCAGAAGGACAAUACAAUUGUCAUUCUGUUAUGUGCUGCUUUGGCUAUAUGUGUGAUUGUUAUAGCCUUUCUCAGUUAUACAAUCAAGAAACUCAAGAGAAAUUCUUGUGGUUGUUGCAAUGCUGCUGUUGUUCUGCAAAUAAAUGCUGCAACAGCCAAUGCCAGUGAUCAGCAAAGUCAGAAGACAGAUGAGGACUCAUUGGUUUAUUCUGCACCAACCUUCACUGGUAGGAAAUCUGGCAGAUCAGAGAGAAGGGAUGCAAAAACAGAGGAGGAAGAGAGCAUCUACACUGAUGUCAGGACUCUUGGGUUGGAUUAACAGUCUACACACUAUAGAGCCUUUAAGGCUCGUGUAAUUUUGGUUUGCACACUGUGUGAGAAAUGUAAUUACUAAGCAGCCACGGUGCUUAAUUUCACCAAGUUGGAAAUUUUUAUUUUAUUUUGGAUAACUUAAAACACAUGUAUAUUUCAUUGUUUUAUAUGUAUUGUAAAGAAAAUGAUUCCUCAUGAUGCAAAAAUAAUAUAAUAUAAUAUGUAUAAAUACAAAGUUGUGAACUAUGAGAAGAUUUUCCCUUUGAUAUAAUUUUCAAGUCUGUUAAGACCCACAUCUACAGUUCUUAUUUAGUAGGAAUUGGUGGUUGUGUAGAUUUGUUGC